AGGCAUUGUACUGCAGUGCAUUUCGUGGACAUAUCGCAUCCAUUAGGUCCUUUGGUGCUGAGGUUGCCUUCACUUCUUGACCUGUCCGUGGCCGGUGAAGCACAGCGGGGCCUGCCACACCGAUAGCGCUUUACGAUUAGCGUAGAAGGCUUUAACUUUGCGCAAUGAUGCUGUCGAAGGCACAGGACGGCCAACGUGACCCUAACGUGGCUACCCGCGACCAUUGCGUCUACGCUUUUGCUGUGCUGCAGUCCCACCUUACCGGCAACCCUACUCCAGUGCCUACCUUCCCUGAGGGACGCUGCGCGCUCUUUGUUACCUGGAAUACUCAUAGCGGAGAUGACCAUUGGAGGUUGCGCGGAUGCAUUGGGACGCUGGAGCCUAAGCCGCUGCACCGGGCGCUUCACGACUAUACGCUUACCAGCGCCCUUCGAGACCACCGCUUCUCGCCCAUCAGGCUCAAGGAGUUGCCGUCGCUGCAGUGCAAGGUGUCCCUCCUAGCCCGCUUCGAGAAGGCCGCCGGCUGGCGCGACUGGGUGGUUGGGCAGCACGGCAUCAUCAUCCACUUCGCCGACCCAGAUCAGGGAUCCCGCCGUACAGCCACCUUCCUGCCCGACGUGGCACCGGAGCAGGGCUGGAACCAGCAGCAGGCCGUAGACGCGCUCAUCCGCAAGGCGGGCUACAGCGGACCCAUAGGCACCUCCCUCCGCGAUUCUCUCACGUUGGAGCGCUACCAGUCCACCAUCGCCUCCGUCACGUACGAGGAGUUCCUGAUGGCUGUGGAGGCAGGCGCGCUGGAGGGCAAGCAGUGGGAGGUGGCGGAGGAAGAGGAAGAGGAGGUGGAGGAGGAGGAGCCGGCAGCAGCGGUGCCGGUGCGAGUGGCGGCAUGAGAAUGGUGGGGAAGGGGGUGCGAACGCGAUAGGGCAGGACGCAGGAGCUUGGCGGCUUAAGGAAGGGGGCAUGUGCAUGGGAACUGCAUGGGGGUUCUGCGGGCGGGUUUAUCAUGAGGGUUUUGCCGUCAUGGAAAAUGAUGGGAGGGAAGGAUUGCUAGGUUGGAGGUGUUCAAGCGCGUCAGAGGUCUGGGGGGAGCUGGGGAGCGCGGUGUGAAAAUGAGGUGGGAUGGGUGGGCUGAAAGCUUCCCCCUGUGUCGUGGCCGGCCCCGGGCUGGUGCGGUGACUGUUGUUAGCUGGGGAUGAUAGGACUUGGGAGAUACGGAUUGGAGGAGGAGGAGGGGAGCGAAAAUGGACGCGCUGGGGCAGUUGCAUGGAUAACUACAGGGCCAGCUAAGGACAAACAUCUACAAUAGGGGAAGAUGAAGUACGAAGGCGUCGAGGCCAGCACAUCGCUUUGCUGAUGUGGUUCGCUUUGCUGAUGUGGUGUAUCGUGACGUGCUGGCAUGAAUCCUGCAUGCCUAUGCACAGCCAUGUCAUGCGUAAUGUAUCAUUUGCAACAUUUUCAUACACGGAGAGUUUUGGGCAUUUUUUACGGCCUUCCGUUCUGCUCGCUUAUGCAACCUGUGUCGUCGGCUUUGGCGGUGUUCAUAGGCUUAUAAGGACACUGUGCGGUAUGUGGGUCGGCUGUUGGUAUAUUUCCAUGUCCUAAGGCAUCGUUAGGGGGUUAUUUGGAAUGUACAAUGGAGCUGGUUUCUGUUCCGUAUGCGGCUUGACGUCGUGACUACAUCUGGUUAUUCCCGACAGUUGAAAGGGCCUUGGGAGCGAACCCUUAAGGCAUGUCUCUUUCUUAUGUGUUUUCAAAUGUAUGGGACCAUCUAGCAGGGUGCUGUCAGGAACGAUGGUCCCUUCGCAUAUGGGAUUGGCCACCAAGCAAGCCGGCCAAGCCCGGCAAGGCACACGACUGUACGAUAGGAGAUGGUUUACUGUUAACACCCGUCGUUGUGGCGGGCAAACUGAUAUUGUACCAUAUCCAAGAGUAUUUGUUGCGUUAUAUUAGCUGGAUACCACUGUGCUGUAAGAAUGCGCUGAACUGGGGACGAUACAAUCUCAGGAGCUUCUAUACGCAGUUUGCAAAAAUGAUUGCACCAAAGAAAGGAAAUUAUCAGGGCAACCCUAGCCACUUGUUACCAUCAGAGCUGAUUGACCGCUGCAUAGGCUCGCGAAUGUGGGUAAUUAUGAAGGGCGACAAGGAGAUUGUCGGCACUCUUAGAGGCUUUGAUGUCUACGUCAACAUGGUAUUGGAGGAUGUAACGGAAAUUGAGGAUACCCCGGAGGGCAAGAAGCUGACGAAGUUGGACCAGAUCCUCCUGAACGGGAACAACAUUGCCAUCCUGGUGCCUGGUGGCAAGCCGGACUACUUGUGAACUACUGCGCAAGCCUCAUGUGCUUGGCUAUUGGGCAUCAAGAGUUUGUCAAGCAUCUCGGACCUGGCGGCCUGGCGCGCUAGCAGCUUCACAGCAGCAGGGCUUGUGAUAAGGCCGGAGGUGAUGGAGGCUGCCGGAGGUUUCCACGGACUGAAGUAUGCUCUCAGUUCGAGUGAUGCCUGGAAAGUGUAGACCAUUGGAGACCUGUGCCACGUCGCACGGCCCUUUGCCAGCUACUGACACAUCGGUAUAUGGAGGGGAGUGGUAGAGCAGGAGUAGAAGGGGUGUAGUAAAGGUGGGCUUGAAGUGUUGACGCUUCAUGGUUGACAGGGGUGAGCACAGGCUUGCACAUAUGCCACCUGUGUGUGCUGUGUGAGAAACCAGGAACCCUUGAUGUGCCAAGCUGUUUGCAACAUGAACAGAACACGGCAUAGCUGCGGUAAAGUAGCUGUCGGGAGGUCCUGGCAAUGCCGGUUACGUUGCACACGGGGUGGCAAGAGGUUUGUGCUGGAGGCUACGCUGCCCUCUGCUGGGGGACGAGGAGGGGGACGUGGAGGGGGAAGGUUCUGCACUGGGCAACGUGGCCGCUCUGGAAUGAAAUAUUGCUCAAUGUUCUAAGGGUACUAGGUGCCAUGUUGUCGAGGAAGUUGGUCCUGUAAGCGUAAGCACAUAAGCAGGGGCGUAUGGCGAGCUGGGAGAGAGACGUUGUUGAGAACGCUGAAAGUACCCUGCCUACAGUUUCCGGUUUUGAGUGAACAAAUGGUGGCGGUUAACCAUGUGUGGCCGAAAUUCACAGUUGUUGAGGUAUUCCAGUCAGUGUUAAUUUUCUCUGCACUGUUGCCCGCCAGUCAAAGAACAGCGAAUAGGCCCAACCGGCGAUCAGCGCACGGCGUGUGUCCUGCUUUGGGCCGCUUUCCGCGCUUGCAUGGGGAAAAGGAGCACCGCCCUACGGCAUUGCGAAAGUACCUGGACCGUGCCGCGGGUUCGCCGUACUGGGGUAGCCGGAAAUCUUACUCGCCUUCGUACUGUACGGUACGGCAAACCGCUUAACUAAUGUACAACUACCACCCUCCC
Astrephomene gubernaculifera is the source of this 3391-nucleotide messenger RNA. Lineage: Eukaryota; Viridiplantae; Chlorophyta; Chlorophyceae; Chlamydomonadales; Astrephomenaceae. The record is from the annotation of a GenBank genome assembly.